AUGGCGCCCGACAGAGGGCAAAAGUCGUCAAAGUCUCGAGCGUGGGACUCACUCGAACCUGCAAUCUCACCAUGGAUCCUCGAUGCGCUGUCUUCCAUGAACUUUUCCCGCAUGACUCCAGUACAGGCGUCGACGAUUCCUUUGUUCAUGGCCCAUAAAGACGUGGUCGUGGAAGCAGUCACAGGCAGUGGAAAGACGUUGGCGUUUCUUAUACCGGCGGUGGAAAAGUUGUUGAGACUAGAGGAGCCUAUCAAGAAACAUCACGUCGGAGCGAUAAUCAUUUCACCUACGAGAGAAUUGGCAUCGCAGAUUUACAAUGUCCUAUUGUCAUUGCUGGACUUUCACCCUGCUUCAGCGGCCACGCGCAGGGCAUUGGAUGCGCCAGACGAAUCUGUUCCAGAAACCGCACAAGAAGCAGCAUCUGCGUCGACAUUGAAAAUCGUCCCGCAGUUACUAUUGGGCGGUGCCACUACUCCGGCGCAGGAUCUCAGCACAUUCCUGAAGACAUCGCCAAAUGUGUUAGUGUCGACCCCGGGCCGACUGUUGGAGAUACUCUCCUCGCCGUACGUCCACUGUCCGCAGUCCUCCUUCGAGAUGCUGGUGCUAGACGAGGCUGAUCGACUGCUCGAUCUCGGCUUCAAAGACGAUCUGACAAAGAUCCUGAACCUGCUUCCCAAACAACGACGGACAGGUUUGUUCAGUGCGAGUGUGAGCGAGGCUGUUGACCAGAUCAUACGUGUCGGCUUGCGGAACCCGGUCAAGAUCGCUGUCAAAGUCAAAGGCGCGAAUGGUGUCGAGGACAAGCGCACCCCUGCAAGUCUGCGGAUGACCUACGCUGUCACACCGGCUUCACACAAGUUUCCAGCGUUGGUCACUCUGCUCAGGGGCUUGGACACACUACCGUUGCGCACUAUAGUGUAUCUCUCGACCUGUGCAGCCGUGGACUACUUCCAAGCUCUCCUACCGGCCAUCCUGCCAUCUGAGACGAUCCUGGUGCCUUUACACGGCAAGCAUCCGGCCAACGUCCGGCAGAAGAACUUCAUCCAGUUUACGAACUCGGUGUCUCCAGCAAUUCUACUGACCACAGACGUCGCAGCAAGAGGACUUGACAUUCCAUCCGUCGACUUGGUCGUACAGAUUGAUCCUCCUUCGGACCCCAAAGCCUUUCUCCAUCGCUGUGGACGGGCAGGCCGAGCGGGAAGAAAGGGUCUGAGUGUGGUGUUCCUCCUACCGGGCCGGGAGGAGGACUAUGUGUCGUUCCUGAGCGUCCGGCAAACGCCAAUCGAACCGCUCACGGACCCAAAUAUCUCCGUCACUGAAGACGAGUGCCGAGCCGUCGAAGAGAAGUUUCGAAAGGCCGUGCUAAAGGACCGGGGCUUGCACGAGAAGGCGCAGAAGGCAUUCGUGAGCUGGGUACGAAGCUACUCCAAGCACCAGGCGUCGUCGAUCUUUCGAGUCGCCGACAUCGACUGGACAGACCACGCGUCCGCGUGGGGCCUGCUGAAGAUGCCCAAGAUGCCCGAACUCAAGACCUGGGAUCGAAGCAGCUACCGCCCGCCCGCCGUCGACUGGGACACGUACGCGUACAAGGACAAACAGCGAGAGAAGCAACGGAAGCAAGCUCUCCGGGAAGGCCCACCGAAGGGAGAAGACGUAUCUGAGAGGAAGAAGGAGAAGAACCUCAACGACAAAAAGCGAAGCAGUACCGUGGCGUGGUCGGAGAAGAUUGAACGCAAAGCGACCAAGGAAGUCAAGCGGUCCAAGAAGGCCGCCCGACGAGAACACGACAGGAUUGCAAAACUGACAGACGCCGAGAGGGAGAAAGAAGCAGAGACGGCAAGAUUGGUCCGGCAGAUUCGCCAGAACCACGCCACUGCGACCGCGAAAGAUAUACAUGAUACUUUUGAAGGCUUUGAUUGA
Messenger RNA from Exophiala spinifera, 1920 nucleotides. RefSeq lists its product as uncharacterized. The transcript has a single exon. The coding region runs from base 1 to 1920 and encodes 639 amino acids. Gene Ontology annotation, cellular component: nucleolus. Gene Ontology annotation, molecular function: RNA helicase activity; nucleic acid binding; ATP binding. NCBI's taxonomy places the organism in Eukaryota, Fungi, Ascomycota, Eurotiomycetes, Chaetothyriales, Herpotrichiellaceae. The record is from RefSeq and is a predicted model, not a curated record.